Miscanthus lutarioriparius is the source of this 1644-nucleotide messenger RNA. The record is from the annotation of a GenBank genome assembly. NCBI's taxonomy places the organism in Eukaryota, Viridiplantae, Streptophyta, Magnoliopsida, Poales, Poaceae.
AUGGCUGCAAGGAGGGCUGCUUCCUCCUUCCUCUCUCGCUUCCUCCUCACAAGGCCUUCGCCUGCUUCUCCUGCUUCCCCUGCCGGCAAAUCCGCUCUCCUCGGAGCAGGGGCUCUUCUUCACAGGUUCUCCACUGCACCGGCACCCGCUGCUGCCACCGCAGAGGAGCCAAUCCAGCCCGCCGUGGAGGUGAACCACACCCAGCUCCUCAUCAAUGGCAACUUCGUCGAUGCUGCUUCUGGGAAGACGUUCCCGACGCUGGACCCCCGCACCGGCGAGGUCAUCGCGCGCGUCGCCGAGGGCGACAGCGAGGACAUCGACCGCGCCGUCGCCGCUGCCCGCAGGGCCUUCGACGAGGGCCCGUGGCCGAGGAUGACCGCCUACGAGCGGUGCCGGGUGCUGCUGCGGUUCGCGGACCUGAUCGAGCGGCACGCGGAGGAGAUCGCGGCGCUGGAGACGUGGGACAACGGGAAGACGCUGGCGCAGGCGGCGGGCACCGAGGUGCCCAUGGUGGCGCGGUGCAUCCGGUACUACGCCGGGUGGGCGGACAAGAUCCACGGCCUGGUGGUGCCGGCCGACGGCGCUCACACCGUGCAGGUGCUGCACGAGCCCGUCGGCGUGGCCGGGCAGAUCAUCCCCUGGAACUUCCCGCUGCUCAUGUUCGCCUGGAAGGUCGGCCCGGCGCUCGCCUGCGGCAACACCGUCGUCCUCAAGACCGCCGAGCAGACGCCGCUCUCCGCGCUCUACGUCGCCAACCUCCUCCACGAGGCUGGACUCCCCGAGGGUGUUCUGAACGUGGUAUCCGGCUUCGGUCCGACGGCCGGCGCCGCGCUCUGUAGCCACAUGGGUGUUGACAAGCUUGCGUUCACCGGAUCGACGGGCACGGGGCAGAUCGUGCUCGAACUGGCGGCGAGGAGCAACCUGAAGCCGGUGACGCUGGAGCUCGGUGGCAAGUCCCCUUUCGUCGUCAUGGACGACGCGGACGUCGACCAGGCCGUCGAGCUCGCGCACCAAGCUGUCUUCUUCAACCAGGGCCAAUGCUGCUGCGCCGGGUCGCGGACGUUCGUGCACGAGCGCGUGUACGACGAGUUCGUGGAGAAGUCCAAGGCCCGCGCCCUGAAGCGCGUGGUCGGCGACCCCUUCAGGAACGGGGUCGAGCAGGGGCCUCAGAUUGACGGCCAGCAAUUCAACAAGAUCCUGCGGUACGUCCAGUCCGGCGUCGACAGCGGCGCCACCCUCGUCACCGGCGGCGACAGGGUAGGCAGCAGGGGCUUCUACAUACAGCCGACGGUGUUCGCCGACGCCAAGGACGACAUGAAGAUCGCUCGGGAGGAGAUAUUCGGGCCGGUGCAGACCAUCCUCAAGUUCAGCGGCAUGGAGGAGGUGAUCCGGCGCGCGAACGCGACGCACUACGGGCUGGCGGCGGGGGUGUUCACGCGGAGCCUGGACGCGGCCAACACCCUGUCCCGGGCGCUGCGGGCGGGCACGGUGUGGGUGAACUGCUACGACGUGUUCGACGCCACCAUCCCGUUCGGCGGCUACAAGAUGAGCGGCGUCGGGCGGGAGAAGGGCAUCUACGCCCUCCGCAACUACCUCCAGACCAAGGCCGUCGUCACGCCCAUCAAGGACCCCGCGUGGCUGUAA